UAUCAGUUCUUCCCACUUGAUUUGAUCUCAAAUGUUAUUUCGUGCUUUGAAGAAAAGCUGGACUUUUAACUGACUCCCUGCUUCUCGGGCUCUCUUUAUGCACUGACAGUUGGCUGCACACUACAGAAGAAUUAGUCUGUUCUUAAACUAAUUGGCAAUAAUGUUCUGUAACAAAAUUGUUUUCCUUAGUGUUGGAUUUGCUAUUGGUCUGGUUUUGAUGAUAAUUGGAGGUAUACUGAUCCCAAUUGGCGAUAAGAUUAUCCAAGAUACUAUAAAUAAGGAAGGUGUUCUUGAAGAAGGCACCCUUGCAUACGAAAACUGGAUACAAACUGGAAGUCCUGUCUACAGGCAGUUCUGGCUUUUCAAUGUGAAGAAUCCAUCAGAAAUUAUGAACCAUGGAGCUAAACCUGUGGUUGAACAAAAAGGACCCUAUACCUACAGGGUACGGCAGCUCCCAAAGGACAACAUUACUAUAAAUGAUAAUCAUACAAUAUCAUACCAACAGCCUUAUUCAGCCGUAUUUCAGCCUGACAUGUCUGCUGGCUCAGAAGAGGACAGAAUCAUAGCUCUCAACCUUGCUGCUGCAGCUGUACAAUCUUUGCUUCCUGAGCAAAUUCAUGGUUUUGUCAAUAUCCUUUUGAAAAUGGCAAAGGCCUCUUUGUUCCAGAAUAGGACAGUGGCUGAAUUACUUUGGGGAUAUGAAGAUCCAAUACUGAAACUGGCACAUUUCAAAGACACGAUUACUGGUAUAUUUUACCCAUACAAUGGAUCAUCAGAUGGAAUUUAUAACGUGUACACGGGAAAAGAUGACAUUAGCAAAGUUGCAAUCAUUGACCGCUGGAUGAACAAGAAAAAACUGACUUUCUGGAAUGAUUCAUACUGUGAUAUGAUCAAUGGCACAGAUGCAAGCUCUUUUCCACCAUUUGUUCAUGAUAAGAAGAAAUUAUACUUUUUCUCAUCUGACAUUUGUAGAUCCAUCUUUGCAGAAUAUGAACAGAAGCAAAUUCUGAAGAAUAUUCCUGUUCAUCGUUUUGUUGUUCCUCCUCAAGCUCUUGCAUCUUCUGUUGAGAAUCCUGACAAUCACUGCUACUGCAAAGAUAUGAGCGUUUCAGAAAAUUGUACCUUUGGAGGAAUUCUUGGUAUUAGUGUUUGCAAAGAGAACAAACCGAUUUAUAUUUCACUCCCUCACUUCCUAUACGCAAGUGGUCAAAUCGUGAACGCAAUUGAUGGGAUAAAUCCCAAUAAGGAAGAGCAUCAAACCUUUCUGGACGUGGAACCUGUCACUGGAUUUACUUUGAGAGUUGCUAAACGAAUACAAAUCAACUUAAUGUUUAAACCAUCAAAGGAAAUUGACAUAUUAAAGAAUAUCAGGAAGCCAACAUAUUUUCCACUUGCUUGGCUUAAUGAGACAGGAACUGUUGAUGAUGAAACUGCAGGGAUGUUCAGAAAUUCUCUAACAAUACCCAUGAAAGCACUCGGUAUUGUUCAGUUAACCCUGAUAUGUGUUGGAAGCCUGAUUGUCGUCACAUGCACAGUUGCUCUCUGUAUAACUUCAAGCAAUGGAAAGUAUUUGAAUAGGUAAUAAAGAAGAAUAUAAGAGUGGAAACGUUUAAUCCUAUUUGAUGUUCUGAAUGUGAUGAACAACAGUACCGAUAGCUUGAAAUACCUACAGAAUACAUGUUGAGAAGAUUGCUGAUUUUUGUAAAUGUUAGUUUUUAGUGGCAAAUGACUAAUAUUAGGACUGCACAUUGUGCACGUUUUUCAGUAAAUUCUGUGAAUCUUAGUUUGGGAGAUGGUGCAGUGGGAAGGGAAGGAACCGAAUGUAUUUGAGGGAUAUAGUUCAGUUAUUAUAUAUCAUAAUUCCUAAUAGUAAUCAGGUUCUUCACAUCCUGCCAACAGCACUGCAGCUUCAAGAUGUCUGAAAACAAAAAGUAUAAUUCCAAUAACAAACAUUAUGAACUGUACAAAAAUUGAUUUUACUAUGUGUCUUCAACAUAUGUUUCCUGAGGAGAAAACCUACUAUGCAUUAUCUUUUUAAAAAAGCUAUCUACUUGCAUUUGGAGUUCAGUACAUUUCACUGAUAUUCAUAGCAGAAUACAUCUAUCAAUUUUAAUUCUUAUUAAUGGAAAGAUUUCCCCUUUAUAUGUGCAUGGGUGAUAGAACAUGUAAUGAGAUUAGUAAUUACUUCUUAAAAAAAAUCCAGAGACUUCAUGAAAUCUCUACCAUCUCUAGUAGCAUUCCCAGCUACUCCAUAAUUUUAUAAAUACCACCUAUUUGUUCAGGAAGUAUAAUAAUUACACAGAAGUUGAAAACUACCAUUUCUUCUACUCAAGGUAUUAUGGUGUAGUUUCUUGCUUCAGACCAUAAUGAAAAAAUAACAACAUAGAGCGAGAGUAUAUAUCUUUUUAUGUUUUUUUUCAAAAUUAGACAGAUUUACUGUAACUGAAAUUAUAACGUUAUACAAAGUCAGAAUUUCCCUGUGUUUGAACUUAUACACACUAUCACUUUCGGGCAAAUCUGGCUAUUUCACUAAUUUAAAAUCGCCCUUAUUCUUUUGUUCAGCUUCAGUCAAGAAAACCAAGAUAUCUCUAAUCACUGUAAUUUGAAAUUAAUUUAUUCUGUCUUCAUAAAAUCAGAAAUAUCAAAAUUUUAGUCCCUUGUUACUCUUCUGGAUAAGUAGGGUGAAGCCAUUCACUAUUGGAUAAAAAAUAGCAGAGAUUAAAUGCUGGUUAGACAGAGUCCAGGCAUGUCUUGUUCAAGUCAGAGUUUUAAUUCUCCUUACAAUCAACAAAAUCAGCAACACUGAUUACUUGACUCUCACCCAAACUCAGUCUCAUGCUCACACAAUUGUCUCGAAAGGUAAAUAUCACCUAUUCCUUAGUUCCAUUUGGUCUCAGGCAUCCCUUCAGAUGCUACUAGAUGAUAUAAGUAAGGGAAGGCAGUUCACUACUUCACAUAAAUCCAGAAGCCCAUUUUAGGCCUACCAAAACUCAUGAGGAAGUUAGAGUUCAAAUGAAAAUGAAUAUUAAAAGUCAAUCUCUUGUUCUUUGGCAAUUCAGCUUCUAGAUCACUGAUCUGCUAUGUAAUGUCCUGAAAUGUUGCUUUGGUUCCUAUAUGACUAACUAUUGCAGAGGUUAUUUGUGGGCUCUUACAAUGGAGACUAUUUUAUAAACAAUAAUUAGUUUCUAAAUCAGUCAAGAUCCCUUUUCCAUUCUAAAUGUCAAGUCAAUUGUAUAUUUCACAUCUAAUGUGUGGAGUUCAGAUUUAGACAUGCAUUUAUUCUCUGCCUCUGUUUUCAGAACAUGUGUAAUAAUAUUCCAUGGAGAAAGAGUAAGUGAAAACAAUGUAGUGAGGGACAAACAGACUAUUAUUGCCAAUGGUGUAAAAAUAAUUGUGUGGGCAUCAUUAGUUUAACUGACUGUUGUAUGUGUUAUUACAUCACCAAGUGUUUACUUCUUAAUACAGUUGGUAACACUGCCUACUUAUAAACCCAGUGUAGUAUUGCAGGACGAAGCACUUUGAGAUGUAUUGCAUUGAAUUAAAUAAAUCGUGCUUGAAAGUUCA
Chiloscyllium plagiosum (whitespotted bambooshark) is the source of this 3564-nucleotide messenger RNA. RefSeq names its product CD36 molecule (CD36 blood group) (gene cd36). Gene Ontology annotation, molecular function: low-density lipoprotein particle receptor activity; scavenger receptor activity; low-density lipoprotein particle binding. The record is from RefSeq and is a predicted model, not a curated record. Gene Ontology annotation, cellular component: caveola; cytoplasm; cell surface. Gene Ontology annotation, biological process: amyloid-beta clearance by cellular catabolic process; low-density lipoprotein particle clearance; long-chain fatty acid import into cell. NCBI's taxonomy places the organism in Eukaryota, Metazoa, Chordata, Chondrichthyes, Orectolobiformes, Hemiscylliidae.